AUGGCCGCGUCCACCCUGUCUGUCUGCUCCAGCGACCUGAGCUACGGCAGCCGCGUCUGCCUGCCCGGCUCCUGGGACUCCUGCCCCGACUCCUCCUGGCAGGUGGACGACUGCCCAGAGAGCUGCUGCGAGCCCCCCUGCUGCGCCGCCCCCUGCUGCGCCCCCAGCUGUUGCCAGUCCAGCGGCUGCACCCCCAGCGGCUGCGCCCCGACCUCCUGCCUGACCCUCAUCUGCACCCCCGUGAGCGGCGGGUCCAGCCCCUGCCAAUCAGCCUGCACCAGCUCCUGCCAGCCCUCCUGCUGCAGCUCCUCCCCCUGCCAGGAAGCCUGCGGUGCGUCCGUCUGCUGCACCCCUGUCUGCUGCAAGCCCGUCUACUGCACCCCUGCCUGCUGCAAGCCCAUCUGCUGCACCCCUGUCUGCUGCAAGCCCCUCUGCUUCACCCCUGUCUGCUGCAAGACCUCCCCCUGCUCAGCCCCCUCCUGCAGCUGGCCCAGCCCCUGCUCCUCGUCCUGCUGCAGGCCUUCCUCCUGCGUGUCCCUGCUCUGCCAGCCCGUGUGCAGGCCCGCCUGCUGCGUGCCCGCGUCCUCCUGCCAGCCCAGCUGCUGCCGCCGGGCCUCCUGCGUGUCCCUGCUCUGCCGGCCCGUGGGCUCCCGCCAGGCCUGCUGCGUGCCCGCCUCGGCCCAGAAGUCCUGCUGCUGA
Molecule: messenger RNA, 699 nt
Organism: Zalophus californianus (California sea lion)
Lineage: Eukaryota; Metazoa; Chordata; Mammalia; Carnivora; Otariidae
Product: keratin-associated protein 10-3-like
Exons: 1
Coding region: 1-699 (232 amino acids)
Cellular component (GO): keratin filament
Source: RefSeq, a predicted model, not a curated record